AUGACAGACAUGAAAAUGCCUUCUGGAACCCGAGUACUUAACAACCAAGGGAGAUCCUUACACGGACCCGGCCCUGUCGUUGUGGAGCAUAAGCACAUGAAGUUUUUGAUCACCGAUCGUCCCACUGAUGCGACCUUGCCUCGGUAUAUAGAGGUAAAUGCCUUUUGUUGUUGUUGAUGGAUAUGUGAAUUAGACUGAAUCUUAAAGAAUCUUCCUUGCUUCUCUUUAGGAUCUUAAGAGGUACGAUGCCCACGUUGUAGUGCGGGUGUGCGAACCGACAUACAACAUCGAACAGUUGAAGAAGCAAGGAAUCGAUGUUCUGGUGGGUAAACCGAUUGAUUACUAUUUCUCUCGAUGAUACAAUAUUAAGGAGAAAUUUAAUAACCAGUAUAUAUUGGUGUUUACUUCCGAAGGUUGCGGAAUACAUGCGAAUGUAAUCGAUUUCCUCAUGAAACGGCGUGGCCAUUUUGUUUUUGAUUUUUGUGUCCUCAUUUGUGUGCAAUGCUAAUUUUUUAGAGGCUGUUUGAUGUUGUAAAACCCACUUAGUAAUUCUGAUCUUUUAUGGUUUUUCUUGUACUUGAUCAUCGCUUUUAAUAAAUCUAUUAAAUGUCGCACCUUUCGUCCUAAAAUGAACAAUUGAAACUAACAUGAACUGGUGAUGUUGAAAUCGAAAGUGUAGUGUUGUGGCAAAUUUGGAUGAACUCUGUUGUCACCAGCAGAUUUUUACCCGCGUAUUUUUCCUUGGUUUCGACUUGACGCACCUUUAUUUAUUGAAUAUGACGUUUCAUUUUUUUCAAAUUGUCGCGAUGUUUCUUGUCUUUUCUCAGUUCUUUCGUUGGGUAUUUGUCAGUAAGAAUGCAUCUCGCAAAUCGAUGAUUUGGCUCACAAAGCAAAUUAGCGAGUAUGAAAACCGGCUUUACCGGCUGCGAACAACAGACUCGUAAACUAUCGUCAAAAGGCGGUCAGACCAGAUAGAAAUGCCUGAAUUUGUUUAACAAUGAGAGAGAAUCGAAUAUACCGGUAUCGACGAGUAGUAUUUAACAAACUUUUGAAAAAUAAUUGGGCCGUUAUUGGGAAAAUUACACAUCUUUCUUUAAAUGUAACGAGGAAUUAAGUCUCAUUGUGACAAGUUGAGCCUUUGGAUCAGGGACGUAUAAUUUUUAUCCUUAGAAACUAACUCCGAUGGGCCAAUAAAGUACUUUGAAGUAAUCUAGAUUUUUCAUCAUGUGACAGUCAUGUUACUGCUUUCCAAAGUCCAAGAUCAUUUAAGAUUAUGUACAUCCUAACAAUCAGGACUUGGCAACCGGCUAAUGUCUUAGAACCGGUUUGAAUUGUUGAUUUCUUCAUGAGAAGGUUGUUGACAAUUUGCACAACUUAGAAGUGUUAUUUACAAUUGCCAUGCAUAAACAGAAUAAAUCUACCUACAUGGAGGGCAUGUUCAAUGAUCAAAGUUACUCUUUUACUUUCUGGAAUAAUCAAAGAGGAAUAUCUCCUUACAGUAAAUAUACAAUUUCAAGCUGACAGAUAAUGAGUAUAGCCAAAAAUAUAUAUGACAAGAUUUUUGUUUUGUGUAAAACCAAAUUUUUUUUUUAGCCAAUUGAACCUUUUGACCCCAAAGAUUGAUGAGCAUAUAAUUUCUCCUCACAGUGUCACCCCUGAAUCUCAAAUGAAGGUCAUGAGGAGAAAGGAAAUGAUCACUAUCUAAAGAAGCUUGUAAUUGUAAACAAAUUCUCCUUGUCAGCUCCUUAGGAAACAUUUAGAAUAGGUUGAGUAAUGUGCAUGAUGAUGUCAGGAUGGAAAGGGUUAAAAAUCACAAGAGAUUCUUGACAGACAAUGCAGAUAAUUUUUAAAUCUUGAUUGAAGAAGUCAAAUAAUAAGAAUAUUUUAAUGUGAAUUUUCAGGACUGGGCUUUUGAUGAUGGUGCAGCCCCACCUAAAGAAGUAGUAGAUGGGUGGCUUCAGUUGCUUAAGAAAAAGUUUAAAGAAAAGCCAGGAUCGUGCAUUGCAGUGCAUUGUGUUGCUGGACUGGGCAGGUUUGUCAACUGUGUCUCAUAUUUGCUUCUAGGUCCAGGUAUUUGAGGGCAGAUGAAUACUAACCAAGGGUUGAAGUUUAAUCCGGGUUUCUUUAUUCCUUUAUUCAAAAGCCUUUUUUAGAUAUUUUUUCCAUUCUUUUUAGUGAAUCCAAUCAUUAAAUUGUAAACAAAAAGAUUUGUGCUGAAAGUUCUUUUUAAGCUUUCAAAUCUGAAAUCAGAUUUCCCACUUAACUUGGAUUUUCUUAACCCAGCUUUAAACAACCCCACCCUGUUUCUUUGCAAACCUGGCAAUUGAGUUAUUACCUGGCACAUUUGGGACAGACACAAUUUAGUGUAGCUCCAUUUUCUGCAUAUAAACACACGCAUAACCCACAAUUCCUCCAAUCGCUCUGACGAAGGGCUAAUGUUGAAAACAUCAGCUUUGAAACUCUUUAUGGUGGCCAAUUUAUGUUAUCAACUUGGUUGAUAAUACUAAAUCACCCUGUUGUACUCUCCCACCAACACAGCACCACAGUUUCUUUAGAAACUUCCCCCUUUAGACAUAAUUUAUCAGCUAUUUACCCUAUGACCCUUAAGAUUGACUAGCAUCUAAAUUCUCCUUACAUUAUCACCCCUCAGCCUAAAAUUAAGGUUACAAGAAUAAUGAGAAUGAUCAUCAACUAAAGAAGCCCUUGAUUGUUAAACAAAUUCUCCUUGUCAGCACCUUAGGAAAUGUAUAGAGAACAGUAUGGAGAAUGUGCAUACUGAUAUUAGGGUGAAAAGUCAUAUUCUGUCAGCUAGUGGUUGAUGAUGAGCAAGCCUGAAUCAGCAAUUAUCAGGCAUAGCAAUUUAUAGCAAAAAUUAUAAUUGUUCUGGUACAAACCUACUUGUUCAGAUAUGAACAAGAUUUGAACAACAAGUAGAUUUGUAAUUAUGUACUGUUAGGCUUCGUACAGAAUGGCUUUACCACAGCACAGAGAGCAUAGCCAAGCAGAUGAGUUUUAGUUUUAGGAUUCAACACCAGUAACAUAAAAUGUUUUGCAGAAUUUUUUGAAAUGAUUUGUAGAUCUAAGGUACCCACUAAGAAUGGGGUUCCAUAUAGUUGCAUUCUAUAAGCUAACUCAUUGAACAUUCUCUUAAUUGCAGAGCACCAGUCCUUGUAGCUUUAGCUCUUAUUGAAAGUGGAAUGAAAUAUGAAGAUGCUGUGGAAUUUAUCAGGAGGUAUGGUAACACUAAAUUACUCUACGGCUCAAAUGCAAGCCGACAGUCUCAACACAAAACUUGUACCCUGAUUUUGGAAACUUCUGAGUAUCAGUAGUCAAGUUUUGAGGCUUUUGUUUUCAGUUUUGUCUUUCAAGAAUUCAGUAUUAAGUUUCAACUCAGGAUAUUUUAUUUGCUAGAAUGGAAUUGAAACUGCUCAUAUUUCUUUCAACUUAUUAUUUAAUAUUCCCUUGACAGUGAUUGCAACAGAGGUAUCAAGGCCACAUUACAACUUUUUUCCCUACUCAUUUGACCUUAUUGUUCACUCAUUGAAACAGAUGUUGUGAUUACAGCUGAUGGAAACUGAAAUUUUUAGAUACGUGAAUAGUAUUCAAUGGAAAUUACUAGUAUUCACAUUUCUUCUAACCAAUAAUGAAACUAGCAUGUACAUUCAAUGCUGAAGAUUAGAGCAUCAUACUGAAACUGUUGCAUAGAAAGAUUCAUGUUUUGGGGUUUGAAAUGAUGUAUCCAAUGUUGUGUGAAUCUGUUUUUGUGGGGGCAUUUUCCUUUUGAAAUUGAUUAAUUUGUGAAAUUCUCUCAAAUUCUUUCAGACGAAGAAGAGGGGCCAUUAAUGCAAAACAGCUCAAUUAUCUGGAACAGUACAAGCCUUCCAAACUACUGAAAGAGAAAGGAAGUGCCAAUUGUUGCAUUCAGUAAGGCAAAGGCACAGCAUUCGUGAUGGAAUUGAACAUUUUAUUGAGUUAAUGAUCAGGUUUCAGGAAAAUUCAUUUUAGGUGCUUGAAUAUAAAUUUCCAAAGAAGCUGUAGCUAGGUUCAAAAAUUACAAUUCUUGAUAUUUUAGUCUGACUGGCAAAAAUUUUAAUGGCAGCUAGGACAAUGAAGGUUAUGAAAUAUGUAAAAUCUCCCUUUUUUUUUUCUUUUUUCCCCUCCAUCUUGUUAUUAGCAACAGGGAAAUGCAAACCCUUUUGCUCUCAAAGUUUUGUCAAGUUUCUGUAAUCAUACAUAGUGGCUGCUCAGUUUUAAGAAUAUAAAUAUUGUUGUGAGCUGAAUUAAAUCCUGUUACUGGAAGAGUUGAACAACUAAAAAUGCACUGAUUUUCAAAAAUGUGCAUUGAAGUCGCUAGAAGUAACCAGGUGAAUGGAAUUGCUCAAUCACCAAAGCAGUUAUGCCAAAAUUUGUUUCUUUAUAGUGCAGCUAUGUACAUGUAUUUUCAUGUGCUUCUGUGAACACAUUUCGAUAUGAUGGGAGGAAACAAAAUUCUAAGAAAUAUGUAAAUGUUAAGCAAUAAUUAUAAUGAUAUAGUAAUUAUAUUUUCAUGUAUCUUUUUAAUUGCUAUCAAUUUUUUUUCUGCUGUGUGUUCUAGACCUCUAAUGAAUCCAUUCAUUUAUUCCAUUCUCAAGAUCUAUUUGGAACAAGAAUUUGCAAUUAGUAUUCAUCACAUGUAUAGUUAACUUUUCUUACAUUUACGCAGAAGUAUGCUUUUGAUAAUAUUGUGUAAAGUAGUUUGGAGAAUUUCAUUAAAUGGAGACAGCAUCCCCAACCACAAAUCAGUGUUGAUUUUCCUUCACAUGCUUUUGAAGUUAUCAAGGUUGUAUUUUCCUCCUUCUGUAGAUCAUUUCCUAGUGUUAUUGUAUCUGGUCAUAAACUCUUCUGUUUGUAGGGGAUUCUGUGAAAACUUUGUGGAUGUUGUACACCGAUUUCUGAUGGAGUUAUGUGAGGAUUGGUUGGGUAUAACUAAUAUAGUUUAAACAAUUUUAAGUGUAGGAUGUACAAUUUUUACACAUCAUUCAUUCCAUGAAUAUUUUACCUCCACAAUGUAAUGAAGAUUGUUAUUUUCAGAAUUAUUUCAAAUAUUUAAAGUAUGACUUUCACAAAUUGUUUAAAUAUUGCUAUUUAUUUUUAUUUCCAUAGAAGCUUAGAAAUUUACUUUUGGUUUUUGUUAAUCAGUGACAUCACAUUGCAAUUCUUGUAUUUUACUCUGGGCCAAAACUCCAUCUCUAAUCAAAUUAAUCAGAGAGAAGGGAAUCUAAGAUAAGAAUGAUUUGAAUGUAGUAUACAAAGCACACAAAAUUACUUGUUCAUUUAAAUUCGCUUUUGAACACAUAACAGAAAUUGCUGAUUUUGCUUUUGUUACCUAAGUGCAAAUGAAAAGACAAAAAAUGGCUAACUUCAGGUGCUCUGGUGCACAACUGUAGCUCAUGUAAGGAUUUCUGAUUGUGCAGAUACUACAUAGAAAUGAGAUAUAUCCCUUUCAUUGCAGAUGAAUGUGAAUGUGUAGUUAUUUUGGGUUAAUGUAGAAGAGCAGUUUGAAAUAUUUUUUUGGUUGAUAUUGUAAUCUAAAAAAUAAGGUCACCUUGGCAAAGAAUCAGUUGUAAGUAUAAGAAUCGUGCAUGACCAUGUGCAUCUGAAACAAGUAUAAUUUCUGAGCAGCCUCGAUGUUUCAAAUGAAAAAUACUUCUAUAGUGCCGCCAGUCUUUUGAAUUUUUCUCCUUGAUGCACAUGCUUAGGCAUGUUACUUGGUCUUCUGAGAAAUUGGUUACCUUAUGCCAAAAAAAUGGGAGAAAAUAGCAGCACCUAAACUGUACCAUGUUUUCUGGUAUACAAGUUCUCAAUCAUACAUGUACUUCCAAAAAUCCCUCAAGGCUUGCAAUUAUGAUUUUUUUGGUAGAAAUUAGUGUUAGAUUAGUUUAGAUAUGGGGUGUAAUAAAUGCAUGAAAUCUGAUCAGGUUGAGUAGAGCAACUUGUUAAGUUUCACACUGCUAACAGUCACUGUUGCACAAAGCAAUAUCUACAGGGCAAACAAAAUAGUUAAAAUGUAAAUAUGAUGGAAAUACGAUGAACUUUUAAAUCCUCUAAAAUAUUCCCUCUUUGAAACUUUGCAACAUGGUUGAGAGCAGUGUAACAAAUAUUCCUAAAUGGUUGAAAAAUUGUUUUCCCUCACCGAUAUAUGUUCACUUAUUGCUGUACAUGAGAAUCUGCUUAUAAACUAUUGAUUGCUACUGUAGUGUGUAUUUUUCUAUGAAGUAAAGGUAUAUGUGUAAAUGGUAACUAAAACAAACAACUGGGAGGAAUAAAGAUUUUUAAACACCUGCUUCAAUUUUGUGUUACAGUGUGUGUUCACAGCUACUUAAGACUGAGUGUUUACUUCCCACACUGUUGGUCUUACAUUUGCUCUUUGUUGGAAAGUUACAACAUUUCUAGAUAAUUUCCACUUUGAAAACCAUCAUUUCACAAAUCUAACAAUGUCCCCCAGAUAGGUAAUGAGAAUUUUGAAGAAAUAUAUAUACCAAGAAACUCUCAUGGCAAGCCAUCAC
Pocillopora meandrina is the source of this 6545-nucleotide messenger RNA. The record is from the annotation of a GenBank genome assembly. NCBI's taxonomy places the organism in Eukaryota, Metazoa, Cnidaria, Anthozoa, Scleractinia, Pocilloporidae.